Messenger RNA from Trichoplusia ni (cabbage looper), 964 nucleotides. RefSeq lists its product as uncharacterized. Lineage: Eukaryota; Metazoa; Arthropoda; Insecta; Lepidoptera; Noctuidae. The coding region runs from base 158 to 964 and encodes 268 amino acids. The record is from RefSeq and is a predicted model, not a curated record. Gene Ontology annotation, cellular component: membrane. The transcript has 6 exons.
CACGAUGGACAAAAAAAUAAACACCACUUUAAUAAAUCGAUAUUCAAAUUACUUUCAAAUUGGUCGAGUGACUUUUGUUGUCAGAAAUAAAUAUUGAAAUUGUAUUACCGUUUAUUAGAUAAUAUUUAUUUAAAAAAGUAUUAAAAAUAGAACCGGAAUGAGAAGCAGCGGUUUGGUGUUGUUUGCGUGUGCUGGACUUUUGCUCAGUGGUGGGGCGAUCCUCGGUGGCUCGGUGGCAUGGAGCCUGCUGCGCAUGUCUUAUUACUUCUGGACGUCGGACCUGGGCGUGGAGCUGAGCACCAGCGUGUUGUUCAUGGCGGGCGCGCUGCUGUGCCUGCCCACCUGCUGGCUAUCAACGCUAGUGCCUUACCAUACCAAGUCCAUGUCUUUGAAUGCGACUCUGAUGGCGCUGGUGAGCGUGGCGAUGGUGAUGCUGUCGCUGGGCCUGUCGUCGAUCUCGGGGCUGUCUCGGGCGCUGCGCGAGCCGGCUACGCUGAACGCCAGCAUGCUGCGGGCUAUGGCCAUCGACUCCUUCGAUCCCGCUGUUAGGAGCUCCUUCGCAGCGAUGCAGAUUGAGUUGAGAUGUUGCGGCGUGCAGUCGUACUCGGACUGGUACCAACACCGGCGCACGUUGCCGCCGGCGUGCUGCGGCCGCGUUUGGAACGGGAAGCGCGGAGACCUGUGCGACGUGCCUCUGUACAGCCUGGGCUGCCUGCGCCCCGCCCUCGCCGAGCUGCGGUACUUCGCCAACUCACUCUCUGCGCUCUCCUCUGCUAUCGUUGUUGUCAUGGCGGUGACGCUGUUCGCGGCGGCCUACACGCUGGUGACGGGCGUGGUGGAGCGCGGCGAGGCGCGCGCCUACAAGCCGGCGCCGCCGCUGCGCAUCGCCUGCCUGGCGCACGCGCCGCCGCCGCUCGUGGCGCUCACCGCGCCCGCCGCGCUGCCCACCGACCACGCCCUGUAG